UGAUGAGAGUUGAGGAGCUGUGUGGAUUUGUAGUUUUCUGUUUUGCUCCCAACAACAGAUAACAGUCUGUGUCACUAAAUUGACCACCAACCUGAAUGUGUUUGUGGGAACAUGAAUGUUUUGAGUCUUUGUGCAUGAUGUGAAGCAGAUUUAGUGGAUCUGCCGUCAGCUUUAAAUCCAGAGCAUGAAAGCACACAGCAGCUUGAGCUGAGCUGUCAGUCAGCAGCAGCAGCCUUAUCUGUGGGCCGCUAACAGGGGCUGAUGGGAGCUUUGAGGAGCUGUUAGAAAGCACGUGGCCUGCUCUGCUCUCACAGCUCGUCCUUGUUUGGCCUCAGCUGCAUCACAGCUCCACUUGUGCUCAGCUUCUCCAGAGGAAACACCACUGCACAAGAUGCUUCUCCUCCCAGCUGCUGCUCUGUGCUGUCUGUGUUCAGCACUGGUUGCCAUGGCAGCACAGCCGAUUCAGGACGAUCUGACUUUGACCAGGAGAGUCGGAGAAUCAGCUUCCUUCAGCUGUCGACAAAUUAAUCAGUGUGAUACCAAUUAUGUUUUCUGGUACCAAAAGAAAGAGACAGCAACAUUCAGAGUUAUUCUUGAAAUUGAUCGGAGGAAUGGUAACAUAGCUAAACGUUACAAUCAUCCUCAGAUAGAUGAUUUCUCAUCUGUGAAGAAUCAGAACGACUGGGGAUUGAAGAUAGAGAAAGUUAAACUCCAACAUUCAUCCACCUACUACUGCAACUGUUUGAUAAGAAACUUCUAUACCUUUGGCUCUGGAACUAAACUGUAUGUAACAGGUGAGCAGGUAGUGAAGCCCGUGGUGAGCGUGUACCCAGCAGCAUCCAGAGUCCACCUGGAGGGGAGCAGCUCCCUGCUGUGUCUGGCCUCAGCCAUGUUUCCUCCUCUGGUCCGCUUCUCCUGGAAGAAGGACGGCCAGCCGGUGAAGCUGUCCUCUACUGAGGCAGAGCAGCUGGAGAUCAGAGAGCCGGGACGCAGCGCCUCCAUCUUGCUGAUCCAUCAGCAACAGGACAGCACAUAUAAAUACAGCUGCUACGUCCAGCACGAGGGGGGACCAGUGGAGGCCCAGACACAACAAGUUUCAGAGCUUCCUGAGCUUCAACAACCAACAGAUUCUCCAACAACCUCUGUUCCUUCAGAGAGAGAUCCAACAACCUCUGUUCUUUCUGAGAGAGAUCCAGCAGCCUCCGUUCCUUCUGAGUCUCAGGUGAAUCUGCUCUGUCUGCUGUCCACAGUGCUGAUAGUGAAGAGUCUGGUGUUCUGCUGUGGACUCUCUCUGCUGAUGAUCCUCACAAACAAGGGACCGUCCACCAACUGCACACAUGCUGACUGACUGUUUGCUGCUGGACUUUUCUCACCGUCACAUCUCAUCAAUACGUCUCAUUGAUCUCUUUGAUCAGUGAUCACAAAUGAUAGCUUUGACGUGUUCUUGGCUGUGAAAUGCUUCUCUUAACUCACAUGUUUGAUGGUCAUCCUGUAAACACAGAUAUUCACAAAUAUUUUUUCAAAUGUAUUUUUUUUAAUUCUGCAGGACAGUGUUGCUUUGAUAUUCUGAUUGUAUAAUCUCUUACAUUUUAUGUAAA
Acanthochromis polyacanthus (spiny chromis) is the source of this 1598-nucleotide messenger RNA. RefSeq names its product immunoglobulin lambda-1 light chain-like. The transcript has 5 exons. The record is from RefSeq and is a predicted model, not a curated record. Bases 392 to 1348 code for a protein of 318 amino acids. Lineage: Eukaryota; Metazoa; Chordata; Actinopteri; Pomacentridae.